This is a messenger RNA of Odontomachus brunneus, 1057 nucleotides long. RefSeq names its product dihydrofolate reductase (gene Dhfr). Gene Ontology annotation, biological process: folic acid metabolic process; tetrahydrofolate biosynthetic process; glycine biosynthetic process. Gene Ontology annotation, cellular component: mitochondrion. The record is from RefSeq and is a predicted model, not a curated record. Bases 422 to 964 code for a protein of 180 amino acids. Lineage: Eukaryota; Metazoa; Arthropoda; Insecta; Hymenoptera; Formicidae. The transcript is spliced from 6 exons. Gene Ontology annotation, molecular function: dihydrofolate reductase activity; NADP binding.
AGAAUAAGUACUAUUAUAUUUAAAAUAUUACAAAAAACACAGUAGUCCGGACAAUUUUCACACUUCCGCAAUUAUGUUAUGUGUGAUAUCUAAGCACUACAGUCAGUAAUAACGCUGUGAUUCGGACGACAAAAUUUAGGUGGCUGUUUACACACAUAUACAUACAUAAUUCGCUUUACCAUACGGUAACUACGAUGAACGAAGUUCUUAAUCCUACCACUGAUGACUGUAUCGCCACCGUCAACACAAACUUGUCAUUUGACUAGCCAGAAGCCUUAAAUUGACAUAAAUUAUUAAUUUUACUGUUUAUAUAGCAUUUGUAUAUAAAUCAAAUAUAAUAGAUCAGCAGAUUAGGAAAAGCGGAUUUACCCAACGAAAAUUAUCUAAGAUUGAAGCCUCCCUACUUUAUUGCCGUCUUGCUAUGCUACCCAAAUUAGAAUUGAUUGCUGCGGCAUGCGAAAAUAUGGGCAUUGGAAUAAAGGGCAAUCUACCGUGGCGUUUAAAAACCGAAAUGGAGUACUUUACACGCAUGACAACCAAGACAAAAGACAACAAUAAAAAGAACGUCGUACUUAUGGGACGGCGCACGUGGGAUUGCUUGCCUAAAAAGUACAAACCUCUGAAAGACCGCAUAAAUAUAGUGUUAACGUCGCAAUCAGUGGAUUACGGAGAUAAGGCAAUAGUAUGCGAAAGUAUGCUAGAUGCUCUUGAGACAAUCGCAGAUAUGAAAAGUAAAGUGGAAAAAGUAUGGGUAAUAGGUGGAAGUAGAGUAUACAAGGAAGCCAUGGAAUCGCCAUAUUUCAAUCGAUUGUAUCUUACGCGUGUAAGAAAAAAUUUUGAAUGUGACACAUUUUUCCCACCUAUUCCGGAUAAUUUCGUGCUGAUACAAGAUCCAGCAGUACCACAAGAUGUGCAAGAGGAGAACGGAAUUGAAUUUGUAUACGAAGUAUAUGAAAAAAGAUAGUGUGGCAAUUAUUUGAACAUUCCAAUUAUACAAAAAAAAAUCUAUUUUUGUAUAAAAAUAAAUCAUUUUUUAAUAAAUCUCUCAACAAACUUA